AACAGGCUGUUUCCUCUCCCUUGUAUUUCCGAAGGGAGUCACCAUGGCUGCGGCGAUUCGGCAGGCAGUGGUAUUGCUCUCCCUGGGGGCUCUUUGUGUCCUGAGCAAGCCCACCGAGAAGAAGGACCGCGUCCACCACGACCCUCAGCUGAGCGACAAGGUGCACGACGACGCGCAGAGCUUCGAUUAUGACCAUGACGCUUUUCUGGGCACGGAUGAGGCCAAGACCUUCGACCAGCUGACUCCAGAGGAAAGCAAGGAGAGGCUGGGAAUGAUUGUAGCUAAGAUAGACACGGAUAAGGAUGGGUUGGUGACCGAGGGGGAGCUGAAGGCCUGGAUUAAGAAGGCGCAGAAGAAGUACGUGUAUGACAAUGUCGCGCGCCAGUGGCAGGAGUUUGACUUGAACCAAGAUGGCCUCAUCUCCUGGGAUGAGUACAGGAACGUGACCUAUGGCACUUAUCUGGAUGACCCUGACCCAGAUGAUGGUUUCAACUACAAGCAGAUGAUGACGAGAGAUGAGCGGAGGUUCAAGAUGGCCGACAAGGACGGUGACCUGAUUGCUUCCAAGGAGGAGUUCACUGCCUUCCUGCAUCCCGAAGAAUACGAUUAUAUGAAAGAUAUUGUUGUGCAGGAAACGAUGGAAGACAUUGAUAAGAAUGGAGACGGCUUGAUUGACUUGGAAGAGUACAUAGGUGAUAUGUACAGCCACGAUGGAGACGCCGAAGAGCCUGAGUGGGUGAAGACGGAGCGGGAGCAAUUUGUCGAGUUCCGGGACAAGAACCGCGAUGGGAAAAUGGACAAGGAGGAGACCAAGGAUUGGAUCCUGCCCUCGGACUACGAUCACGCUGAGGCGGAAGCGCGGCAUCUUGUUUACGAGUCGGAUCAGAACAAGGACGGCAAACUCACAAAAGAAGAAAUCGUGGACAAGUACGACUUGUUUGUGGGCAGCCAGGCCACGGACUUUGGCGAGGCCUUAGUACGACACGACGAGUUCUGAGCCCGGGGAACCUUCUUCCGUGACAAAAGAAGGGGUGGGUGGGGAAAGUAAUUUAUUUUUGACAGUUUCCGAAGCAACGUGAAAAGCUUUCACUACUGAGACCGGCAGUUUCAGGCGACGACACACACAACAACAACAACAACAAAGACAUCCAUCCUGUCGGCCCUUUACCUUCCCGUGGGGCCGAGUAUCCAAAGGAGUCCUAAAAAGUGCUUCACUUGCGAUGCUUGGAGGUUUCACUUGUUUUUAUAGGUUUGCGUUUUGUUUUUACAUCUAACAAGUUGUGUUUAUUUUUGUAUUAAUUUUUUUUGGGGGUCCCGCGUGAGAUGAAGAAUCUGCCUCUCCCGAAUCCCACUAGCUCCCCCCAUCCGACCCCUCCCCUCUUUUAAGUGUUGUGUAUUUAGUGGUAUCCUACGGUAGUAAAAUGCCAGAGAACAAAUGGGCUGAGGGAAACAAAACACAAAAUUAGCCUCUGUAUGAUAGUUUCUUUUUGAGGGACGGGAGGUUUGAGGGUGGGCGAGUUCUGGCUAACAGGAAACGUCGUUGGAGCCUUCCUGUACAGCCAUGGUGGCGAACCUUUGGCACUCCAGAUGUUAUGGACUACAAUUGGCCAUGCUGGAAGGGGCUGAUGGGAAUUGUAGUCCAUAACAUCUGGAGUGCCAAAGGUUUGCCACCACUGCUGUAUAGCCUGCGCUACUAAUGUUCUCUCCAGUGUCGAGGAUUUUUCCCCUCGAUGAGCCUUCCGCAGCCGGGAGCCAAUGGCCUAGGGCUUUGUAUGUGAUUAGCAGUCGGCCAAAGCAGGUUGUAUAGCAGUUGCUGCUCCCUGGGUGUCCAUCACAGUAAGGUCUGUUACCAUGGUGAUAGCAUAGUCCCCCUCCCCCAAAGCCGGCAUCCUUUGCAGAAGGGGGUCUUGCGCUGCAAAACACCCAGGAAAUGGGCGUGGCUUAGCCAGCAUUGGUCCGGCCCAGAAAGCUGCAAGGAUUCAACUUGCUGCUCCUGAAAUGUAGCUUGAAAUCAGGAGUGCUGGGCUGGAGCCUGAGAACGCCUCUGCUCGGGCUAGCCAAUGCCCAGCUCCUUCCGAAGGAGGGAGCAGGCGGGCGGGCGGGUGGGUGAACGCAGCAUUGGUGCCGGGAAGGCUGGGCUGACAGCAGAACGCUAAGCACACCUGGCGGCCCCGCAUCCUUUCAAGUGCCUUUCUGUUACGAGCAAAGACCAGGUUUCCCAGCCACGGGGGGAAUCGCGGGGCAAAACGUGGCCUCGGGCGACGGGGGACGCCUUUGUGCGCAUCCCGGCCCGCAAGCGGCAGUUCAGUGUUAAAACCUGUCCCCGGCAGGGUUCUGGUCUCUCUGUGGGCUUCCGGGCCUAGUUGCCCAGCCUGUUGAGGUGGGCCUCGGCCUUACCUUGAAAGGCAAACCACUCCCUCUUGCGGCGGGCUCUGUCUUUUAACUGGGGGGGGGGGGCAGCUUUUGUUACAAGGCCAAAUCGCAGCUUCGCUUGCCUUCCCCCCCUCUUUCGAGAGCACUUGGCGGGCUGGUUUGCUUAGACCAGAAUUGUCUAGAGCACAGGUGUCAAAUUCGCGGCCCUCCAGAUGUUAUGGACUACAGUUCCCAUCAUCCCCUGCCAGCAUGGUGCUGGCAGGGGAUGGUGGGAACUGUAGUCCAUAACACCUGGAGGGCCGCGAGUUUGACACCUAAGGUCUAGAGCUGAACCCACGUUCGGAGGGUCUGGCCCGGGGAGGCGUUGGCUCCUUGCACUGCUUCUUCACGAACAGCUUUUGCCUGACCCUCCUCGUUGGCCCUUUGGGCGCCCACCGCUGGUCAGCUACUUCCUCUCCACCAGCCCUCCGCUUGGUAAUAGUCACGAACGUGGGUGUUCAUUAUUUCCUUUGACUCACGAGGACUCGCAGGGAUCGAAGGCUUUCAAAACACCACUUUGCUCCUGUCCGUUUCGUAGCCCUUUUUUUCUUGGAAAAGUUGAGACAGCGAAGAGGAAACGCGUUUGUGGGUGUCUGUGUGUACAUCUAGCACGCGGGCCAGGAUGUCGUAAAGUCUGUGGGCGGAGGUUCUGCUUCUAGAUACGCAUUCGAUGCAAAGCUCUUGAAAGUAACUUUUUUAAAAAGGCAGGGAAGGAAAGUGGUACAGGGAACCGUGGGCGAUCAGUCCAGUGGCCAGACAGACGCCUUUGGCUCACAGUGAAGUUGAGGGCGGGGCGGGAAUGCCUUAAAACUGGGUUCUGCUUUUUCGGAGCCGAGUGGGGGAAGGAAGGUUUAGAGCAGUGCCGCCACAGUAUGAACACUAAAGGCCGUCGGCUGUGUGAUCACGCUUUGGGCUCAAGUUGUACCCAGUUGCACCCUGCUUCCUUUCAGGAGAGCGUAUGUCCGUGUGUGUGUGUGUGCGCGUGCGCGUGCGCGUGCGCGUGUGUGUGUGUGCGCGCGUGUCCAGCACCCCCCACCUGGCCAAGAACCAAAAUCGCCGCCAGGACUUCCUGGGCAUUUUGUCCCUUGAUGCGUCUCAGAAUGCAGAAGCGGCAGAGUCCAGACAUGCGCCUGAGCCGAUACCUUUGCGUCGAACGACACCUGGAGAGCUCCGUCUCAGUUAGUCACUUUCGCAGCGCAGGUCUGACCUUCGCACUCCUGAAUCGGGCCCUCGCCGCGCAACCCAUUUGUCUUUUGAACGAAUCUGCGCGUCUCGCCCCCAAGUUCUCUUUGUUGCCCGCCUUUAUAGGAGGUUUUAUCUUGUAGAGUGUAAAUGGAGUUUUAUAUAACGUACAACAUACAGACAAAACCGUGUCUUAAUAAAAAUGUUUACAUCC
Messenger RNA from Sphaerodactylus townsendi, 3808 nucleotides. It is a transcript of the gene CALU, whose product is annotated as calumenin. NCBI's taxonomy places the organism in Eukaryota, Metazoa, Chordata, Lepidosauria, Squamata, Sphaerodactylidae. The transcript has 6 exons. The coding region runs from base 44 to 997 and encodes 317 amino acids. Gene Ontology annotation, molecular function: calcium ion binding. Gene Ontology annotation, cellular component: endoplasmic reticulum. The record is from RefSeq and is a predicted model, not a curated record.